AUGACAUCCCAACCUCUGUCUACCACUACAAGUGCGCUGGUGUACUCGUGGACAACGGGCCAGCCUGAUGGACCAAGAUACCAGGACCAGGCGCGAGGCCAGCGCGAUCUGCUCACCCAGAUUGUAAUCAGCGUCAGCUUUGGUUGCAGUGCUUUUAUCACGUUUUGCUUUCUACGACCGAAAUGGAGCGCCCUCUAUGCCGCGAGGCGGAAGAUGAGGAGUGCUGCCUCGAGACUACCUGACCUUCCGGAUUCGCUAUUUGGGUGGAUUCCAGUCCUAUACAAGAUCAGUGACGAAGAAGUUCUAGCUUCAGGGGGGCUAGAUGCGUUCGUGUUUUUGUUAUUCUACAGAUACUCAAUCCAUUUCCUUUCAAUCGUUUUCUUCUUCUCCGUUGUCGUUAUCCUUCCAGUCAGGUAUUCAUACACAGGAGAAAGAGGAUACCCGUGGGAUGGCGACCGAGGUGAAGAGCCUGGCGGUAAUUCGGACAAGAAACAGAAAACCGAUCCAACCUUUCUCUGGUUGUAUGUUGUGUUUUCCUAUGUGUUUACUGGAGUGGCCGUCCACCUCCUUAUAAGCUACACGAAUAGGGUCAUACAGAUACGACAGAAAUUUUUAGGAGGACAGACUACCAUGGCCGAUAGGACGAUUCGGCUGUCUGGAAUUCCUGUUGACUUGCGUUCUGAGGAGAAAAUCCAAGGUUUCAUCGAGGGGCUAGAAAUCGGAAAUGUUGAGAGUGUUAUGCUUUGCCGUGACUGGAGAAACCUGGAUAGGCUGAUGGAAGAAAGGAAACGUACUCUUCAACUCCUUGAAGAAUCAUGGGCCAAAUACCUUAAGUAUCGAAAAAGCAAGCCGAACGGGUUGGUCACUCGGACAGCUCAGUUAGUUCCAUCGAUUGAUGCAGAUAAUACUGCAGAGGAUGCUCGGUUGCUCUCUGGUGAGCAUUCCGCAGCACAGAAUCAUAUUUUGGAACACCCGGGGGCUCGCCCUAGAACGAGAGUUUGGUUUGGUCCUUUGAAGCUACGAUUCAAAUCUAUUGACGCAAUCGAUUACUAUGAGGAGAAGCUACGCCAGCUAGACGAAAAAAUCGAAAUUGCUCGUCAACAGGAAUGCACCCCUGGUGCCUUAGCAUUCGUUACGAUGGAAUCUAUUGCCGCUUGCCAAAUGGCAGUCCAAGCUAUCCUCGACCCUUGGCCAAUGCAGCUUGUUGCCAAUUUAGCACCUGCCCCAGCAGAUGUUGUCUGGCAACAUACUUAUCUAUCUCGGGUCGAAAGGAUGAUACGAGGCUGGACUAUUACCACUGUUAUUUGUGUGCUGACUGUUUUCUGGUCCCUUUUACUUGUCCCCCUUGCCUAUCUUCUUAACCUCGAGACCCUUGAGAAGGUAAUUCCUCGGCUUGCUGAGGUGUUAGCCGAACACCCACUGCUUAGAUCCUUGAUGCAAACUGGUCUUCCUACUUUGACCUUAUCUUUGCUCUCACUGGCAGUUCCGUACAUAUAUGAUUGGUUGGCUAACGUGCAAGGCAUGACCUCCCAAGGAGACGUAGAGCUUUCUGUCAUUUCAAAGAACUUCUUCUUUACAUUCUUUAAUCUAUUCCUUGUCUUUACCGUCUUUGCAACAGCUUCGAAUUUUUACGGCCUUUGGGAAAAUCUCCGUGACGUCUUCAAAGAUACAACAACUAUAGCCUUCGCACUAGCUCGCUCUCUUGAGAAACUUGCGCCCUUCUAUACCAAUCUAAUAGUGCUGCAGGGCCUUGGACUGUUUCCAUUCCGUCUUUUGGAGUUUGGCAGCGUAUUCUUAUAUCCGUUCCAACGGAUGUCCGCAAUUACACCUCGCGACUAUGCGGAUUUGAGGAAACCUCCGACCUUCAGCUAUGGCUUUGCCUUACCUCCAACCAUUUUUAUUUUCAUUGUUUGCCUUGUGUACAGUGUUUUCCCAAGCUCGUGGCUCGUUUGCCUCUUUGGAUUGAUAUACUUCAGCAUUGGCCAGUUCAUAUACAAAUACCAGCUUUUAUACGCCAUGGACCAUCAAGAGCAUUCCACUGGCCGAGCAUGGCCGAUGAUCUGUAGCCGAAUUAUUCUUGGCUUGGUGGUGUUUCAGUUGACAAUGGUUGGCAGUCUUGCGCUCAGAUCCGCCAUCACACGGUCCAUUCUGAUUAUUCCUCUCCUCGGGGCUACAGUCUGGUUCUCGUAUUUUUUCUCACGCUCAUAUGACCCGCUGAUGAAAUUCAUUGCUCUCCGAAGUAUUGACCGUGGCCGCACUGCUGAUAGCGACGAGUCACCAACACCCAGUUCCAACAUUUCUCCUCCUUCCCAGUGGGAUAGGGAUUCCAUACCUCUUCGACUACGGGGACGUGACGUUGCUCCUCGGCUGAGGAAAUAUAUUAACCCAAACUUGGUUAUUCCUCUCGACUCGGCGUGGAUCCCAGGCCAGUCUGAUAAUUAUGAUAAUGAUAUCGCUUCAUUCUCACAAAAUGGAGCUUCAGCACCUGAGCGGGAGGCAGUCUAG
Microsporum canis CBS 113480 is the source of this 2505-nucleotide messenger RNA. RefSeq lists its product as hypothetical. Gene Ontology annotation, molecular function: calcium-activated cation channel activity. The transcript has 4 exons. Bases 1 to 2505 code for a protein of 834 amino acids. The record is from RefSeq and is a predicted model, not a curated record. Lineage: Eukaryota; Fungi; Ascomycota; Eurotiomycetes; Onygenales; Arthrodermataceae. Gene Ontology annotation, cellular component: plasma membrane.